This is a messenger RNA of Nyctereutes procyonoides (raccoon dog), 8921 nucleotides long. It is a transcript of the gene ENTPD7, whose product is annotated as ectonucleoside triphosphate diphosphohydrolase 7. The coding region runs from base 165 to 1979 and encodes 604 amino acids. NCBI's taxonomy places the organism in Eukaryota, Metazoa, Chordata, Mammalia, Carnivora, Canidae. Gene Ontology annotation, molecular function: nucleoside diphosphate phosphatase activity. Gene Ontology annotation, cellular component: membrane. The record is from RefSeq and is a predicted model, not a curated record. The transcript is spliced from 13 exons. Gene Ontology annotation, biological process: nucleoside diphosphate catabolic process.
UAGAGGCGGUGGGGAACCGCUCUGGACGCAGCGGAACGUGGCGGAGGGAGCCUGCGGGCCGCUGGACCUGCUGCAGACUUAGGAGAUGCCUGAGACAAGGAGACCAGUUUCUCAGGGCAAAAAGAAAAGGAGGUGACAGGCACUGAGACCACUGAAGGGAUCCCAUGGCUAGGAUCAGUUUUUCCUACCUCUGCCCAGCCUCCUGGUACUUCACUGUGCCAACAGUAAGCCCAUUUCCCCGUCAGCGGGUGGCAUUCCUAGGACUCUUCUUCGUAUCCUGUCUCCUAUUACUUAUGUUAAUAAUGGACUUUCGACAUUGGGGUGCUUCAUUACCACGAGAUAGGCAGUAUGAAAGGUAUUUGGCUCGAGUAGGGGAGCUUGAAGCAACUGACACUGAAGACCCAACUCUGAAUUAUGGACUUGUUGUGGACUGUGGCAGCAGUGGCUCCCGGAUUUUUGUUUAUUUCUGGCCAAGACAUAAUGGCAACCCCCAUGAUUUGCUGGAUAUCAAACAGAUGAGAGACCGCAACAGCCAACCAGUGGUUAAAAAAAUCAAGCCAGGAAUCUCUGCAAUGGCAGACACCCCAGAACAUGCCAGUGAUUACCUUCGUCCUCUGCUGAGCUUUGCUGCUGCUCAUGUGCCUGUGAAGAAGCACAAGGAGACACCCCUUUACAUCCUAUGCACAGCAGGCAUGAGGCUUCUCCCUGAGAGAAAGCAGUUGGCCAUCUUGGCUGAUCUAGUGAGAGAUUUACCGCUGGAGUUUGACUUCCUCUUUUCCCAAUCUCAGGCAGAAGUGAUCUCUGGGAAGCAGGAAGGAGUUUACGCAUGGAUUGGAAUCAACUUUGUUUUGGGAAGAUUCGACCAUGAGGAUGAAUCAGAUGCCGAGGCUCCCCAGGAACUGGCAACAGGGCGCAGAAGAACAGUAGGGAUACUGGAUAUGGGAGGAGCCUCUCUUCAAAUUGCUUAUGAAGUUCCUACCUCAACCUCGGUCCUUCCUCCAAAGCAGGAAGAAGAAGCAAAGAUCCUGCUGGCUGAAUUCAACCUGGGCUGUGAUGUGCAACAUACUGAACAUGUGUAUAGGGUUUAUGUCACGACCUUCCUGGGUUUUGGGGGCAACUUUGCCCGGCAGCGCUAUGAAGACCUUGUGCUGAAUGAAACUCUUACCAAAAAUAGGUUGCUGGGCCAAAAGACGGGUCUGAGUCCGGACAAUCCAUUUCUGGAUCCCUGCCUGCCUGUGGGUCUCACAGAUGUGGUAGAGAGGAACAGCCAGGUGCUACAUGUGCGAGGAAAAGGAGACUGGGCAUCUUGUGGGGCAAUGCUGAGCCCCCUACUGGCUCGCUCCAAUACCAGCCAGGCUUCGCUGAAUGGCAUCUACCAGUCGCCAAUUGACUUCAACAACAGCGAGUUCUACGGUUUCUCUGAAUUUUUUUACUGUACAGAGGAUGUGUUACGCAUCGGUGGCCGAUAUCAUGGGCCAACAUUUGCCAAAGCUGCUCAGGAUUACUGUGGCAUGGCUUGGCCAGUACUAACUCAGAGAUUCAAGAAUGGCCUCUUUUCAUCACAUGCAGAUGAGCAUCGACUCAAAUAUCAGUGUUUUAAAUCGGCUUGGAUGUACCAAGUCCUGCAUGAAGGAUUCCACUUUCCCUAUGACUACCCACACCUGCAGACAGCCCAGCUGGUAUAUGACCGAGAGGUUCAGUGGACACUGGGAGCCAUUCUGUAUAAAACACGAUUCUUACCACUCAGGGAUCUACGGCAAGAAGGUGUCCGGCAGGCCCAUGGUAGCUGGUUCCGUCUCUCCUUUGUCUACAACCACUAUCUCUUCUUCGCCUGUAUCCUGGUGGUGCUACUGGCCAUCAUACUGUAUCUUCUGCGGCUACGCCGAAUUCACCACCGACAAACUCGAACCUCAGCUCCAUUGGACUUGCUAUGGAUCGAGGAGGUGGUACCCAUGAUUGGGGUACAGGUGGGGCCUUGAGGCCAGACAAGGACUUGGGAAGCUCCUGUACCCCACAGUUGCUGCCCAUUGAAUUCCACCAUUUUCUUGUACUGGCCUCAGAUGCUGCUUUGCCUGACCUUAGGAUAUUUGGCCUUGGAAUUUCUACCUUAAUAUCUACUUUAAUUCCUUUUCAAUAUCCAGGUCCUCUUCUCUGAGAGAAGCUGUAAUUUAGUCUGUGAAGAACUAAAUAAUGAGAGUUUGGUGCUAACAAAGAGGACCAACCUUAGUCCAGUUGAAGCAUGCUUCUACUCCUUUAUCUGAGAGGUCUAGUGUGUUCCUGGCAUCUAGACUUUUCUCCCCUUGCUAAAGCAUGAAAUUUGGCAUUGGGUAAACUGGAAGCUUGGUUAUAACCAAACUUGGAGCAUCUGAUACAAAGCUGAAGACAUUCCAGCAAGUGCAGCAGCCCCUUCUUUCUCUGUAACAGAGAUAAUCAUUUACAUGGAGAUCCACACCCUUUAGUAGGGAAUCCAAGAUAUUUGCAUUUCAGUGGAACAUAUAGGAACUUCCAGGCAACCAAAAUAACAUAGUUUCUUUGCUUACUUGACAAGCCAUUUAUGAGUGUGGCCCAAGGUCCCUGAUGUGUUGCUGAUGUUAAUUAAUUAGUAUGUGAUUUUAAAAGGUUAGAAGCCCUUCUAAAUGAAUGGUCAAAGACUAAUGGUAUCUUAUGUGAUACCUGGUAUGCCCAGGAUAGAAAAUGUUUCUGUGUCUAUGCUUCACUGGCUGUUUGGGCAUUAAUUUUUCUUUUUGAGCCUUAAGUGUACUUGUGGGUGGAGAAACUGAUGCGACUGGAGAUCUGGAUUUGUCUGGUUUUAAGUUACUGUCUGUAGGCCUAUUUCAAUGAGCCUCUUUACAGCAAAAUUCAAAAGGAGUUCAUUUAUUUCACUAAGAUCAAUAUAUAGUUCAGAAAGGGGUGUAUUUGGAUUGUUUUUAAAAGAAGGAAAGAACAGCAUCAGGAGAGUGGGCAAAGGCAAUAAAAUCCAAGCUCUUACUUUUUCUGAGAAAUAGAAAUUUUCUCAAUUUGACCCAUGGAAUGUCUGAAAAGAAGCAAAUUCUAAACUUAGGAAUAAAUAGAUAAAUCUGCUAACAAGCCACCUGGCAAAUUUUAGAACUUUUAUUAAGAGAUUGCUCCAUCACAGACAGCAUUCCCAUUAAUGAGGAGAGAAGAAAAGCCAUAUGAUUACAUUUUCAUCCACUACCUUGCAGGAGCUUUGUUCCUCCUCUACAUGUAGCCUUUAAAUUGCACCUUCCCCCAUGGGAUCUUUUUCACUUUAUCCUGUCCUACAUGUAGCCUCUGAUGUCCUUCCCAAGAAUUGCUUCCAGAUUUGAAGUAGCUGUCUUUUCCUUUUGUCACUUUAUUUUUAGGGUUAGAUGAGUACAGUAAAUGAUCCCUGACUUUAAUGGGGGAGAAAAGUAGAAUUCUUAAACCAUAAAUAACAUAGUGUGAGCAGAAAGAAAUUAAAUGCUUCAUAAAACAAAGAAAAAUAAAUCAAGAUCCUCCUGGAAAUAAACUGAGAUGAAAACUCUUAGUUGGUAGGUGAAAAGAUGAUGAGUCUAAAUUGUUUUCAAAACAGAUAAAAAUGGAUCUAGCAAAGAGUCUUAUAGUUUUCUCUGGAACUAUUUUUACUUUCAUUAGGGCUUUGUGUCACAGCAGUUUCCUUUCAUCUUUAAGACUUCUAAAUUGCCUUGAUUUUGACUUCUCUUUGGGUCCCUGUGAAUGAGCCCUCACCUUGAGUGCUGCUUAGAAAUAAUGUCAGAACAUGUUUUUUUGUUAGCCAGUGAGUGCCUCCCCAGGUACUCUUUUUCCCUCAUCUUGGUUUUCUCAUGAGAUCUUCUCAGUGAUCUGGUCAAAAGCUACCUAAUUAGCUAAUAGUGAUGACAUUUGUGUGCUGGAAAUGAAGCUGCAGCAGGGAGGUGGUGAGGAGUCCAGUUUGAAAACUCUUUAUUAAUGAAGUUAUUCUUCCUCCUGGUUCUAAAAAUGGUAGCUGCCAUCUAUUAAGCAUUUAUUGUGUGCCAUACACUCUUCAGAAUUUUAUGUAUAUUAUUUAAUCAUUAUGACAGCCUUUUUCAGAUGAAUAUUACUUUUUGUGUUUUUAUAAUUGAGAAACCCAGGAUAUCAUACGCUUAUCCUUUUUUCAAUGUAAAUGUAUUAUUCUUAAUUUAUUUUAAUUAGCUUUUAACUUUUUGUUUAGUGUAUUAUAUCCUAUUUAUUAUUUUCAUAUUAUAGGACCUAGGCUUGUCUUUGUUACCACGAGCAUGACUUUUCAGAGUUAUGGUAUAAACAUAAGAAGGACAUGUUUUUAUCAUACCCCUCAGAAAAACUGAGUAUUUGCUAUUGGUAUUGGUUCCUGUGCCUCUUUCAUUGUUCUCAAUCAUUUUAAAUGAAAUCUCAUUAGGUAGAAAGAGAAGCCACUUAUUCUUUGAAGGCUAAUUACCUAUAUGUAUUGCUUUCUCAUGAUCAUCCUGUGAAUAGAAUUGAUCCAUCUUGUCUUUUAGCCCUUAGUCUUUAAAGAUUUCUUAAGAUCUGUGUUUGUAUUUCUGCAUUUUCAGUGGUUUUCAUUAAAGUCACAUCCCAGAAGUUCUUCUGAGUCUUACCAACUAGUCUUCUAUGAAUAAUAAAUCUGAAUAGUUUUAGUACUUCUUAUCCUUAGUGAGACAAGCUGCAAAUGUCAAAAUCAGAGUCAGUGGCUGAUAGGGGAUAAUGCUAUCCCCUAGAACAUAAUGAAAAUAUGUAUAAUAUCCACAUUUAUGGCAUUACAUUGACUUAAGUUGCAGUUAACUCUAGGCCAAAUUAUACCAUCUUUGUUUCUGUACCUUAACUCCUUGGAUUGAUUUUUGUUGGUUUAGGGAAUUUAGUCACUUUCCAACAACCUUAUCUUAAUCUUUCAUGUUAUCCAAAGUAUUCCACCUCUCCUCCCCUCAGCCUGACAGCUUUCUUUAACUUCAUAGGCAUUGGGCAAUGAUUAUUAAAAUGUGGUUAUUGAGUCUGUCAUGCACUUGCUCAGCUAAUCUUUUCAGAUAUUAGCAUUUAGUAUCACAUGCAUAUUUGUUGUCAUUGUUGAGGUAUAGUUGACAUAAUAUCAUAUUAGUUUCAGGUUUACAACACAAUGACUUGAUAUUUGUGUACACUGCAAAAUGAUCACCACAGUGAGUCUAGUUUCCCUGUCACCAUAUAAAGUUAUGUAACAUGCAACGUGGUGUUAUUGACUCUAGUCACCAUGCUGAACAUUACAUCCCAUGACAUGACUUAUUUAUGACUGGAGUUUAUACCUCUUGACCCUUCUUCUGUCUUGCUCAACCUCCCUGCUACCCCCAUUCUGGCAACCACCUAUUUGUUCUCUGCAUCUAUGAGUUUUUUUUCUUUUGUUUUAGAUUCCACAUAUAAAUGAAACCAUAUGGUUGUCUUUCUCUAGUUCAUUUAGCAUAAUACCCACAGGGUCCAUCCACAUCACAAAUGGCAAGAUUUCAUUCUUUUUUAUGGCUGAGUAGUAUUUCUCUAUGUGUGUUUGUGAGGGGUAUACAUCUUUAUCCAUUUAUCCAUCAGUGGACACUUUGGUUGUUUUCUUAUUUUGGCUAUUGUGAAUGCUGCAGUGAGCAUAGCAUAUAUCUUUUUAAAUUAAUGCUUUCAUUUUCUUCAGCUAAAUACCCAGAAGCAGACUUGCUGGGUCACAUGGUAGUUCCAUUUUUAGUUUUUUGAGGAACCUUCAUACUGUUUUCCAUUAUGGCUACACCAAUUUACAUUCCCAAUAGUGCACAAUAGUUCCCUUUUCUCUAUAUCCUCAUCAACACUUAUUUCUUUUUGAUUAUAGCCAUCCUGACAAAUGCAAGACGAUAUAUCUCAUGGUUUUGAGUUGUAUUUCUCUGGUGAUUCCUGAUGCUCAGCAUCUUUUCAUGUGCCUGUUGGCCAUCUGUAUGUCUUCUUUGGAAAAAUGUCUGUUCAGGUCCUCUGCUCAUUUUAAAAUCAGAUUGCUUGUGUUUUGUUAUUGAGUUGUAGGAGUUCUUUUUAUAAUUUGGAUGUUAACCCCUUACCAGAUUUAUGAUUUGCAAUAUAUUUUCCCAUUCAGUAUGUUGCCUUUUUGUUAAUGGAUUCCUUUGCUAUGCAGAAGCUUUUUAGUUUGAUAUAGUUUCAUUGUUUAUUUUGGUUUUUAUUGCCAUUGCCUUUGGAGUCAGAUCUAAAAAAAUACAGCCAAGAGUGAUGUCAAGAAGCUUAUUGCAUAUGUUCUCUUCUAGGAGCUUUAUGGUUUCUGGUCUUAUAUUCAAGUCUUUAAUCCAUUUUGAGUUAAUUUUUGUGUAUGGUAUAAGAUAAUGGUCCAGUUUCAUUCUUUUCCAUGUGGCUGUUCAGUUUUCCCAACACCAUUUAUUGAAGAGACUGUCCUUUCCCCAUUGUGUAUUCCUGCCUCCUUUGUUGUAAAUUGAGUCAAUCAUAUAUGCAAGGGUUUAUUUCUGGGCUCUCUUCUGUUCUAUUGAUCUGUGUGUCUGUUUUUAUGCCAAUACCAUACUGUUGAUUACUAUAGCUUUGUAAUAUAGUUUGAAAUCAGGGAGCAUGAUGCCUUCACAUCCAUAUUUACAUUUUUGAAAUAAAAUAACUUCUCACUGGUAUUAUCUAAAUAGAUGGCUCUUUCUAAUCCUUUUCCCAUGCUUUUGUUUUGCUUUCUGUCAGGAGUGAGACAAGUGGGUGGUAUGAUAUAGGGGAAAGAACACUGGUGUCACAAACAGCAGACUUGGAUUCUCGUCCUGGCUGUGUCAUUGACUAGCUCUGGUACUCCAGGCAGGUCACUUGCCCUCUCUGGUGCAUUUCUCAUUUGCAAAACAAGGUGGCUGGACAAGAUGCUCUGAUCUUAGUUCCAAAGGGAGAACCAUUGGCCUGAAGAACUAAAGGUGAGAGAACAAUAGGAAAGUGAUAGUUUCAGGAAGAGGAUUUUGGUCUUUGGUUCAAAAGACCAGGUUGCCCAAAGGAGAGCCAGUGGUCAUCUCCUACUUUAUUCAUUGUCCCUGACAUUAAGGUUGAUGGGAAUGGAGUUUCCAAUAGCAAUCAUUAAUACAUAAAUUUCAGAAGCGAUUUUUACAGCUGGGAUGUUAGAGGUCUGUCUUCUGUUAACCUCCUUGGUUUCAUGGAUGAUGAAAUCGAGGCUGAGAGCAGUGGUAAUAUGUGCAAAGUCACAGUGAGUGGCCUCUAGGACUCCAUUUCCUCUACUAUAAAUACAUACCUUUGACAGCUGCAACAAAAUUCUCAUUGACAGAAUCUUCCUGCAAGAUUAUGUAUUUCAAUAGAAUCUAUUCUUUAUAAUAGAACUGACUACAAGUAACCAUGCCCAAUCUUUGUAACUGCUUCUGAUACUCAUUUGUGAUUGCUUUGCUCACAUUUAGGAAUAAACUAUAAAAGAAAUACUUUGUCAGAAAUAGCACCAAGUUGUUAGUACAUCUAUUCUACCUUCUAUAUUUAAUACUUUUAAAUUCUAGAUGCUUCUUUUAAACAACUUGCUUUGUUUUGUACAAUUUUCUUAACCGCAGCAUCUAAGCAAUUCAUUUGAUGGUUAUAAUUGAAAUUAUUUAAGGUAUAAAUACCUUAUUAGAUCUACCUCAUUAAUGAACUUGGCCAUAAUUCUCGGGCAGUUCUCAGACACUCCCUUACAGAAAUAAAAUGCUGUUUGUUUUUGCUGUCUUUAAACUUUUCAUACUAAUUCAGAACUAGUAUCUAAUUGCCCUGUGUGCUGUGUUAUGUGAUGGAACUUCAUUUGAGAUAAAAAAUUAAAGUAGAAGUAGCAACAGAUACUUCAGAUUGUCCCAUGGCAGCCUUUUAGGUCAUGCUUAGUUUCAGAGUCCUGCCACUAGGGUCAUACACUCCAUCAAACUUGAAAGGAUUUGGUUGGUGUGAACAAAAAAUACUUGUUAAAAAACAAGGACUCUUUUAUUAUGUACUAAUAGACUUCCUUUGUAUUAUUACAUAUUUCUCUUUUACUCUAAUUCAUUAUUUCCAGUUUGUUAGUACCAUCAUUAGAGGGACAGAGGAGGUCAACAUCUGUUGACCAUUUUCUCUGGAAGUCUGAGUACUACGAAAAUCCUUUUAUUUGUAAAAUUGAGUCAUUACUCAUACUGUAAGGGCUUUUUACUUUUAAAGUGUAUUCAAUCAUGGCCUGCCAUUUCUAUAAAAACCAAAGUUGAAACAAAUUUCUGAAUCACAGGAUGUUUAUAGCCACGCAUGUAUGACUUCAGGCGAGCCUGAGGACACGUCUGCUUCUGAGCCUUUCCUUUUUAAGCAGUGCUGCCACUCACAGUCCCACUGGCAGCCUCCCACACUGCUUCUCCGGUAUUAAGGUAGACCUGGUGCUCUCCUCAGGAGCCCCUUCUGCAGAGGACUUGCCCAAGUCUGGCCUUUUCAGACUGCUACUGGGGAAGGCUCUACACCUGAUGAGCUUCACGACUCUUUCUCUGCGAGCAAGGAUCCAAGACAAAUACCUUGAUUUCUGGUAAUGCUAUCACUAUGUUGUAUUUGAAAUUCUCAUUCCUCAGUUCCCCUUUUGUUGAAGCCCUGAAGUGUAUGCCUUGUCUCCUCCAUUACUUCUGUCUUCAACAAUGAACUCCACAGUGUUGAAUGGCAUCUUUCUAUUAAGACCCACAGCCAGACACUCCCUUCUUGCUUUAAAAAACCAAAGGCUACCUAUAUUGCAUCACUUUUGGGAGUUGCUAAGACUGUAUGUUUUUUAAAAUUAAACUAUUUCAUUUCACUCAACAGUUCUUAAAUUGUUAAAUACUGUUAAAUCAGUGUUGAAAAAAAGUGUAAUGCAUAUUAGGGAGAGAUACAUUGUCCCCUAGGCAGGGACAUGGGUGUAUGUGUUACACCUGCCGAUACAUAACCCACCAAUCAUUCCAGAACUGGAAAGUGCUACAAAUCAACUGGUUAUCCUAAUGUCAUAAUCAUCACUU